GAAACGAUUUGAUACAGAAUUACGAGAGUGUUUACGGGGAAGAGUGGUUCGGUCUGUGGACCCGACACAUGGAGUUCCUCGAGAAAAUUCAGGAGCUUUUCCCCAAUGGCUUUGUUAAGAAUGACUUACAGAAAGUCCGGUGCCCUAUAUUUGUCAUGCAUGGCGACCAGGACCCGAUAGUAGGUGUGGAGCACUCGCACUACGUAAUCAAGAAUAUCUCGGACUCCCGACUCCACCGCUUCCCCAAAGGCUCCCAUAAUUUGCACUUCACUUUCGCCAAAGAAUUCAAGCAAUUAGUCGAGGAUUUCCUCAGUGACGUCGACGACGGCUAUUAAAGUCGAUGAAAGCGUACAUUAUGUAGUCUUUGACGCAUAAAACUAUUAAAACUACACUUUUUGUCUAAAAC
Messenger RNA from Oppiella nova, 406 nucleotides. The record is from the annotation of a GenBank genome assembly. NCBI's taxonomy places the organism in Eukaryota, Metazoa, Arthropoda, Arachnida, Sarcoptiformes, Oppiidae.